CAAGUCUUGUCCUGUCUCUCGGGAUUGACCCACUUGAAUGUUAGGGAGGUGUACAUGAUGGUCCAGACAGGACGAAGUAAGCAAGCAAGACUAAUUAAGGAAUUUAAUAUACAGCAUUGUUUUAUCUUCUUCAGAGAUGAUGGAAAGUUUGGGUGUCGUGAGCGUUACGGUGGUCCAACCUCAGACUUCAGAGUAAAUGAGGGCUACAAACCAAAUGUUAAACUCAACUACAUAGAUAAUGAUGGACACGUACUUAAUGCAAAGGAGGCUUUCGGAUACCUGUCUCAUGAAUUUCAUGGAAAGGGACCUGGCAAAAAUAAAGUGGAGAAGCAAAGGAAGAAAACCGAACUGGAGGGA
This is a messenger RNA of Cryptotermes secundus, 357 nucleotides long. Its product is annotated as U4/U6.U5 tri-snRNP-associated protein 1-like. Gene Ontology annotation, cellular component: U4/U6 x U5 tri-snRNP complex. Gene Ontology annotation, biological process: mRNA cis splicing, via spliceosome; maturation of 5S rRNA. The annotation marks the transcript as partial. The record is from RefSeq and is a predicted model, not a curated record. The transcript is spliced from 2 exons. NCBI's taxonomy places the organism in Eukaryota, Metazoa, Arthropoda, Insecta, Blattodea, Kalotermitidae.